ACCUCUUCUUCUUCAGCCCAGAUGGACGUGGCCCUCCCCGGCCCUCAGGCGCUCUCGGAGCCCCUGAGGAGGGGGACCCCGCUGCCCCUGAGCCAGCUGGUGGAGUCGAGCCGGAGCAGAGCCCACGUCCCCAAUCCUCUCCUGGAAUCAAAAAUCUAUGCCAAACUGAAAAGCAACAGCCUGGUCCAAGCUGAGCCUCCAGAGCUUCACUUCAGUGGCUUCGAGCUCGGGCAAGAUUACGUGAAGAUUCUGAAACUAAUCAACAUCUCUUCUGAAGUUCUGAAUAUUCACAUCAUCUCCACUCAAACCAGACACUUCCAGAGCACUUACACCAAAAAGUGUCGACUCGUCCCGGGUCUGGCCUACACGGUGAAGGUCGGGUUCCGUCCCGACGAGUGGCGUUACUUCUACGACUGCGUUCGGGUUCACUGUGAGGGGGAAGAGAACCUCUUAAUUCCAGUUCAUGCUUACCCCGUCAUCAACGACCUGCACAUCCCUCCGCAUAUCGACCUGCCAGCCGUACCACUUGGUCAAAGUGUCACCAGUGUGAUUCCCCUGAGGAGCGGCUGUCCCAUAGACUUUGAAUUCCAGGCGUUUGUUCUCCAGCCCCAUGAGGCCUUCUCUGUCCAUCCCCUCGCAGGCCUGAUACCAGCCAGUGGAGAGGUGAAGCUCACGGUGACCUUCAGUCCGCUCCGCUACGAGACCUCGCAGGUCACCGUCCAGCUGGUGGUCUCCCAGUUCAACAGCAGGCCGUUCCUCUGCACCAUCACUGGGAGCGCAGUCCCUCUCUCAGGCCUAAGUCGGCUGGAGAGGGAGUUGACUCACGGAGUCGAAGCGCCUCCAGAACUCAAAGGCCCGUCGCCUCCUGCCCUGCUGCCUCCUCGGAGUAAAACCAAGAGCAGGUCGACAAAGGAGGCCGACAAGUCAAAGUCGCUGAGAGAUCUGUCUGCAGUGAAACCCGCGGUGGUGGACGCCUCAACCCCGGCAGGCGUCGCUAAGAUGUUGAUCAAAAACACCAAUAAACUCAGCGCCAAGGCCCUGAAGGAAGCCAUGUCGUGUGGCAGCAUGGACGCUCUGCAGAGCCGGCAGAUGAAGGAGGCGCUCUUCGUGAAAAGGUUUCAGCAAAACGUGAAGGAGGAGCAGGCCAACCACUUCAGAUGGCAGGUUCACCUGGGCAGGGACCCCGUGUCAGGGCACAGCAGGAGACAGAGGCUGGAGGAGAGAGAGGCGGCGCUGCAGGAACACACUGUGAAAUGGAACGAUGGACGGCGAGAGGAGAAGUUCCGAGCUCAACAAACAGAACUUUCCUCGGCUCAUAUUCUGCAAGAAGCUGGACAGGUCCCAGUGGGAGCCCCAUCAUUCCAGGUGUCCUCUGGUUUCCAGUGGGAGCUGAGACAAAGAGCCCUCCGACCGUUCCAGGCGGCUGCACGCAAGGUCGGGUUCCGCUGCCGCAUGGACCGGAGACUGGCGUGUUUCAGGAAGCUGGCGAGCGCCACGAGGCUCCUGCCCGCGGCACAGAAAGAUGAGGAGAAGACGAGCGAGGUGAAGAUCUCACCAGACAGAGUCCUCCCCUUUGCCUUUCCCACUUUCUGUGAUGAAGAUGACCCUCUGGCUCACGGUAAUUUGGUCACGCUGCCGGCGGCUGCUGUUGAUGUGCCGGUGACAACACGUAUUCCUUUCUUCAAGCUUCAAGUUCCUCAGCACUAUAAGCUCAUGGGCUACCGGCCUGUCUCAUCCUGGGAGGCUUUCACCUCUUAUACACCCCCGACUUUGGCCAGACCACUUCGCACUGCACCUCCGGUAACUGUGACUUUUUAUUAUUGAAAAAUAUAAAUUCAUUUAAUUUACCACACACUGUUAAUGUGUCUCGUUGUGUCGUCCCAGGAGGAGAAGGAGGUGGAGGUUAUUGAAGAAAGUGAAGCCGCCUUCCUCAGCUUCACUGCUCCUGACCAUCUCCUCCGACCUCUUCCUGCAAACCCUCUCAGGAUCUUCAACCCAGCUCCGGGCCUGCAGGCUUACAAACCCACCCCCAAAUACCUGGAGAGUGAUCUGGAGUUCCACCUCUGCCCUCUGCCCAGGCUCACCGUCCCUGAGAGCAACACGAGUGGCACAGGAGCUCAAUCUCUGCACGAUCAGAAGGACUUACUGAACCACAAGGAAGUGAUUAAAGGGAUAAUGACGUGGAAGAAUUUUGAUCCAAUGGCCUUGAAGUUUCUGUCCGACUACCCCGCUCCCUCCAGCAGCCGCAGGCUCGUGGAUUACAACACAGACAUACUUCCACUCCUAGCGCCUCCUCUGCUCACGGCACUUCCUUACGAUCUGACAUCGCUAAUGGACAAACCGUGUGAAGACUCGGGAGUCCAGCUGACACCAGAGAUGAUCAGAGCGCAGUUCUUACCCGGAGACGCCCCUAUUGGGGGGGGAGCAGCAGCCAGGCACCGGAGGGAGCUGGAGACCGGGCGACCCGCAGGUGUGAGUUCCACCGGACGGGAGAGAGAGUAAUGAGCCGGCCGCAGCAACCCCUGGGUCACCGGCAGAGCUGCUCCAUCGCCGGGAGACGACUUUGUUGCUGCUCUGAACGUUGCACCUCUGGCAUCUGGCAUCUGGCCUCGUCCUCUCCCGACUCCUGAGAGCGUCCCCGCUCGGCAGCAGCUGCCAGAAGAUCGGUGCUGAUUCUGCCUCAGGUUUGUACUUUUUUUUG
Platichthys flesus (European flounder) is the source of this 2701-nucleotide messenger RNA. RefSeq names its product cilia and flagella associated protein 221 (gene cfap221). Gene Ontology annotation, cellular component: cilium. Gene Ontology annotation, biological process: cilium assembly; cilium movement. The transcript is spliced from 24 exons. Lineage: Eukaryota; Metazoa; Chordata; Actinopteri; Pleuronectiformes; Pleuronectidae. The record is from RefSeq and is a predicted model, not a curated record.